Molecule: messenger RNA, 671 nt
Organism: Halteromyces radiatus
Lineage: Eukaryota; Fungi; Mucoromycota; Mucoromycetes; Mucorales; Cunninghamellaceae
Exons: 2
Coding region: 30-257 (75 amino acids)
Biological process (GO): mitochondrial translation
Cellular component (GO): mitochondrial small ribosomal subunit
Molecular function (GO): structural constituent of ribosome
Source: RefSeq, a predicted model, not a curated record
UUUUUUUUUUUCUCUUUAUAUUAUAUAUAAUGAAAUUGAAACAACUAAAAGUACGACCUAAGAAACUUCUUGAAUCUAGUCCAUGUAUUGUUGAAAUGGGUGCUUUAUUUGAAUGUUGGGCUUCUGCUGGUGUUGACGAUAAACGAUGUAUUACUACUGCUAAAUCUUUAACUGAUUGUUUAGCCAAACCAGUUAAAAAAACGAAAAAACAAAAUACCAUCAAUUAUCAUUUGGCUCGUUUAAGCAAACAAACUUAGAAAAUUAUUAUGCACAAUACUUAGAUACACUUUCUAUUUUUUUUUCUUCUACAUAUAGUCUACAUAUAGUAAAAAAUCAUUGAUUCAUUCAAAAAGAAACAUAAUCACUUAUCUUUCCCUUCCUUCAUUCUCCUUUUGUAUCAUACAUUUUUCUUUCUUUUUACCCUUCCAAAUAAAAAUAUAUAUAAUUUUUUUUUCUUUUUCAAAAAUAGUUUAUUUUCAAUAGAAAUAUGAAAUAAUCCAGUCAAACUCCUUCAACCUAUCUCACUGCUUUUGGACAGAGGGCUGAUCUCAACCCAAAAAGGUAAUACAGCUCAGCGACCAUGUUACACCGUGCAUGGAAAGUUAGAUCUUUUUUCUCUUUAUUUUUUUUUUUGUUCUCCCUCUUUUUUUUUCUUUUCCUUUUCCUUUUUU